ACGGCAUUAAAGCCCCUACAAAGUCCCAACUUCAUUUCAGAACCUCAGAAGACUCUAAAGUUAAAAAUUGCCAAAAUGUCUCUUUCAAACAAGCUUUCAAUUACUGAUGUUGACCUCAAGGGCAAGCGGGUGUUGAUCAGAGUCGAUUUCAACGUCCCUCUCGACUCCGAUAAGAAAGUUACGAACACUCAGCGUAUUGCCGGAGCCGUCCCAACAAUCAAAUAUGCCAUUGACAAUGGCGCAAAGGCCGUGGUCCUCAUGUCCCAUCUCGGCCGCCCAGACGGCAAGGUGCAAGCCAAAUACUCCCUGAAGCCAGUCGUUCCAGAGCUCGAGAAGCUCUUGGAUGGAAAGAAGGUCGAGUUCGCACCCGACUGCGUCGGAAAGGAGGUAGAGGAUAUCGUCAACAAGGCUAGUGGCGGACAAGUCGUUCUUUUGGAGAACUUGCGGUUCCACGCCGAGGAGGAGGGAAGCUCUAAGGAUGCUGACGGAAAGAAGGUUAAGGCAGAUAAGUCCAAGGUCGAGGAGUUCAGAAAAGGUUUGACUGCUUUGGGAGAUAUUUUCAUCAACGAUGCUUUUGGAACUGCCCAUCGUGCUCACAGCUCCAUGGUCGGAGUUGACCUCCCACAGAAGGCCUCUGGUUUCCUCAUGAAGAAGGAGCUCGAGUACUUUGCCAAAGCUCUUGAGAACCCUCAACGUCCUUUCUUGGCUAUCCUCGGAGGGGCUAAGGUAUCUGACAAGAUCCAGCUAAUUGACAACUUGCUCGGCAAGGUCAACAGCUUGAUCAUCUGCGGAGGCAUGGCAUUCACAUUCAAGAAGACCUUGGAGAACGUCAAAAUUGGAAACAGUCUGUUUGACGAGGCUGGCAGCAAGACUGUCGGGGAUCUUGUUGAGAAGGCCAAGAAGAACAAUGUCGAGCUUGUUCUCCCAGUCGACUACAUUACUGCGGACAACUUCGCUAAGGAUGCUAAGACCGGCACUGCUACUGAUUCGGAGGGUAUCCCAGACGGGUGGAUGGGUCUUGACUGCGGUCCUAAGAGUAUUGAGCUCUACAAGGAUGCUAUUAACAAGGCUAAGACCAUCCUCUGGAACGGUCCUCCAGGAGUCUUUGAAUUCGAUGCUUUUGCGAAGGGAACCAAGGCUACCCUCGAUGCUGCAGUUGACGCAGCACAGAAUGGCAAGAUCGUCAUCAUUGGUGGAGGUGAUACCGCAACUGUUGCCGCAAAAUACGGUGUUGAGGACAAGCUCAGCCAUGUGUCAACCGGAGGUGGAGCUUCUCUCGAGCUGCUCGAAGGCAAGGAACUCCCAGGUGUCACUGCUCUGUCGAGUAAGUAAACAAAUGCAGACAAAGCGGCUUCCUCUGAUUCCAGUCAAGACCGGCCCAGCAAGUCCAGCCUAUAAUGAAAAUGAAAGUUGAUGAGUGCACGUUCGUACAUAGCUCAUAUCACAAUCCCAACGAAACUAUCCCAUAU
Molecule: messenger RNA, 1469 nt
Organism: Cadophora gregata
Lineage: Eukaryota; Fungi; Ascomycota; Leotiomycetes; Helotiales; Ploettnerulaceae
Gene: PGK1
Product: phosphoglycerate kinase, variant 2
Exons: 3
Coding region: 76-1332 (418 amino acids)
Biological process (GO): glycolytic process; gluconeogenesis
Cellular component (GO): cytosol
Molecular function (GO): ATP binding; ADP binding; phosphoglycerate kinase activity
Source: RefSeq, a predicted model, not a curated record